Messenger RNA from Leishmania braziliensis MHOM/BR/75/M2904, 576 nucleotides. RefSeq lists its product as hypothetical. NCBI's taxonomy places the organism in Eukaryota, Euglenozoa, Kinetoplastea, Trypanosomatida, Trypanosomatidae. The record is from RefSeq and is a predicted model, not a curated record. Bases 1 to 576 code for a protein of 191 amino acids. The transcript has a single exon.
AUGCUGAUCUCCGCCAACUCGCUUGUCCGUUGGAGCCUUGCAGCCGUUGGCAUCUCGGGCGCAGGACUGAGCGGCGCUUACGUGUACAACACGCACUUUCACCAGCAUCCAGUCCGGAAUGAUAAGAUAGUGCAGUUAGCGGCUAUUGCUCUCUCCGGAGAGGUCGUCGACAAGUCCCUACAUGACCCGGAAGUGUUGUCACAACUGCGUGCGUUUGGGCUGCAGGUCCUCACGCAUCCCACUGUGGUGGCCCACCUUAAGAAGUUCUUUAUACACGAACUCACAGAUGACACUCCGACUCGUGCAGCACUGCGUUCCUUUGUCGUACGUGAGAUCAUUCAAGAUUCAUGGGUGAAAGAGGAACUCAUCGGCGUCGCAGAGGACCUCGUAGACUCUGUCAAGGACAACCCUGACCUAUUUCCAGACCGCAUUCUCACCUGGCUCGGUGUGGGUGCGCUGGAGGGGUUGCGGACGGAAGAAUUUUGGUGGGCUCUGCGUCAACACACCAAAACGGCUGGUUGGAUCGCCUUCAUCGGUCCGCCACCCUUCGACAUGGUCUUCGAGGCACAAUUCUGA